Messenger RNA from Coregonus sp. 'balchen', 17839 nucleotides. The record is from the annotation of a GenBank genome assembly. Lineage: Eukaryota; Metazoa; Chordata; Actinopteri; Salmoniformes; Salmonidae.
AUCUGAGACUCUACAGUGUGCUGCCAGUCUGUGAGCUGGAGAGCCACCGACAGAGCCACUGACACAGAUUGAUACUGAUUGAUACUGACAGGAACAGACUUUGACAGAUGACCAGACAGAGAUAAUGACGGUGUGGACCUUGGGGUGGCAUUGAUUUUAGUUGGCACGCACACUUGCUCCUGCAUUUGUUUGAAGGUACUUCAGCUCGUCUCCUGGUCUUGGAUCAUUUUUAUGUAAGACUGCAAUGCUUCCAUUCUACCUCUUCACCCUGUUUGGUGAGUAAAGAAAACACAUUUGCAGUGAAUAUGUGCAUGUUUUUGUACAUGCAGCGAUGCUUGUUUUAGUGUCUGUGUAUGAUUCAUAUCCUCCAUCUUCUCUCUUCUCCCAGCCACAGUCCAAGGCCAGAAUGGGCCCUUGCCAGGCUGCUGUAGCUUUGAGUCCAGCACCUGCGGAUACACGUCAGACCCAGACUUUACGAGCUGGACGCUCAACAAAGAUGGUAGGAGACUUUGAAAAAGGUUGAAGCCUACCCCCUUUAAAUUACACUGACAAGUGCCUAUAAUACAGUAGCUUAUACCCUUUGAAGUGCUUGAAAUGCAUGGCAACCUGUUGUUGUGUAUGGAAAACACAAGAAGACAGUGACCUCUCUUCUAUGCAGCAAAGAUUAUUGGGGCUUAUUACACAUAUUUUAAUAUUCUAGUGCCUGUAGUAGUUGUUGUACUAGUUGUUGUACUUGUUGAUGUGGUUUCUGCAGUUGUUCUGAGGGAAAGGAGAGAGACAAUAGCAAGAGAGAGACAUCUGGAAUGCAAUUGUUUCCAACAUCAGAGCACAUCUGGAGUCAGUGAAAUAGCACAUUUAGGCAUUCACAGCUCUAAGAGUUGGUACUUGGUACUAUUCUGAAGAGUGCUAGAUACAUAUUUAUACCCCAGAUAAGUCCAUCAUCACUUAAGCAGAAUGAUCAAAGGACACAUAAGAAAGCAGAUGAAAUGUUAUGGCAACCAUGUAAUCAUAAUUGAUCUGUAAUUAUUCUGUUUUGCCCUGAGACAGGGACACAUAAACUGUUGUUCACUGAGCAAACAGAAUGUCUCCUCCUGUGUUUGUCUUUUACUUGUGUCCUGUUGUGGCGAACCUUCUCCAGUCCUUCCUCUUCAUCAUCUGAUUCCUCUCUUCUUUUUUCUAUCCAUCCUUCCCUGCCACUGUCGCCCUUGGCAUCCUUUGAAAUAAGGCGUAAUGACAAUAGAUGAAGUAGAUUCUGUUAUACUCUCUAUCUCUCUCUGUUUUCAUAGUACCUCUAUUCAAACUGUCUCUAUGUCUUCUCAGGGUCUUUUAUCUCAGUGGACACAGGACUAGAGUACCAGAAUAGUCAGGAGAAGAGGCCAGAGGGAGAGGAAAGGUCAGAGGGAGAGAGCAGGGGGGUUCUGCUGAGCCCGGCCAUGGAGCAAGAGGACUGGAGCUGUCUCAGGCUGGUGUACCAACUCUCUGGGUCGGGCUCCCUGCAGGUCCAGCUGCGCAGGGAGGGAGAGAGCUUCGACUGGACACUGUGGAGCACCCAGACCGCCUCUGACAGCUGGCUCAUCUCUAGCAUCGACCUCCAGAACACCACAGAGCCGUACAGGGUAAACAACACACCCUCAGGAACACGGGAGGCACAUACACACUGUUAAAACAUAUGUGCUAAUCUAAACACUGCCAUACGUAGGUGGAGGAAUGGGGCCUGGAAAAUGUUAGAGCCCUCACAUUGAUUAGUCCAAACAUGAAAUGACAUGCAUGUCUCGUAUCUGCUGCUCAAUCUCUCAUGUCUGUGUACUGCUACAAUGUAUGGCAGGGGUCGGCAACCUUUUUUGUGUGGAGUGCCAUUUUACAAUUUAUCCUACCAUUUCUAAUGAUCUGCAUGCCAGUUAUGAUUUUCAUAUGUGCAUUGCAACUAAUUGUGUCAAUUGAAUAUCUAAUUGCCCACAAAAGGAAGAAUUCCAUAGCUCGCUAAAAAGGGGCGCUGUCCAUUAGCACCACGGGCUUGAUCUUGGAACACAGAUUCUCUUGUUGAAUGAUACAGUGACAUUUAACCACAGGGUGGCCAAUCUUAUCUUCAAUCAGCUUUGAGAAUCCUUUAGGUUUCCCCACCAUAGUGGGGGCACCAUCAGUUGUAAUAGUGAAUAUGUUUUUAAUAUCGACACCUCUCUCCUCAAAACGAUCUGUGAAGGCUUUUGCUACAUCUUCCCCUUUAGUAGUACCAUGCAUGGGUUUUAGACAAUGCAGCUCCUCACGUACCUGCUCUGAGUCACAGUAACUUGCAACAACUGCCAGACGUGGAAUGUCAUUCAUAUCCACACUCUCAUCAAGAGCCACACUAAACACAGGUGCAUAUUUUAACGCUACAGUUUGCUGCUCCUUUACAUUUUCAACCAUCUCGGCAACUCGCCUUUCAACAGUUCUGGCAGACACAGGCAUCUCUUUUAUCUUUGAGAUGAUUGUGUCUUUCUUAGGUAAUCCAUCAAAUAAGCCUCCUUGAUAUAUUCCCCAUUAGUAAAUGGUUUUCCAUGUUUAGCAAUGCACUGUGCAACUUUGUAGCUCUCCUCUGUAGCUUGAUUUGUGACUGCAUGUAGAUUUGUAAACACACAGCUUUGCUUUUCAUACCUGGACGGCCUUCUUGAUUCCUUCAGCCUUGUCCACCUCAUCCUUGAAGUUUUUCUCAUGUCUCGUUUCAAAAUGACGCCAUACACUUGAUGUCCGACAAACAACAGUUUUACAAUAGAGAGCGCAAACAGAGCCGUCCUUCAGUAAAACAAUCCAUGUUCCUUUGUCCAAGAGGCAAUAAAUGAGCGGACAUAUGCCUUAUUUUUCUUUGCUAAUGACAUUUUGCGCCCUGAACUUUUUUAAAUAACAAAAGAAGGUUUGCUAGCUGCUAGCCAUGAGAAAACACAUUUCUCAUCUUCAGCGCUGCCAAAUUUGGCGGGAGAGGCGGGUCAUCUUGCUCUGAACUAAUAAUAUGAAACUAUUCUAUUGGCUAAUCAGGAUUGAUAUACCUUGGGAACUACAACAUUGCAGUGAAUACCAAUGCAAUUUCGAAACCAAUGCAUGCAAUUUCAAUUAUUUUCUCCAGUUUCAUUUUUUUAUUUUUUUUAUGGCAAAAAUAAGUGAGAUAAUAAACGUCCAGCCAAGGCUUAGCACACCACGCAAGGGGGGUGGCUCAUACGCCCCCCAGCUAGCAUACCCUCACUUGCCAAGGCUGGCACACAUGCCUUAGGUUGCCGACCCCUGUUGUAUGGCAUGUAACCUCUUAAAUGUACUUCCUGCUGCACAACCUGACUGGAUUGAUAGAAAUAAGGGAGCAUGGUGGAAACGUGCGGUGCACUGCACACAGGCUGUAGUCAUGGUUUUAAACGUUUUGAAAUCUCACAGUAUCAACUUUGCUGUGCGUUCGAGGCUUCUUUUUACAGUUUAUAGCUCGAGGAAACUGUGCAGACAUGGUGAUCUGAGCUAUCUCAUUGGCCAGCGGUAGGCCUAUAGGUGCACUUGAUUUGUUCUCUGGGCCUACUGAGUAGGCGUUCUACCUUCAGACACAUGAAAUGGUUCAAAAUGGGAACACUUUGCCUUCCCAGUGCUAGGGCUGCUGAAUCAAGUGCACCUACGCCAAACGCAAGGCUUUAUCGCUGGAUUUUUUACAGAAAUGUUUGGUGAUCGACUAGGAAUGCCUUGGAGAUCAACCAGUCGAUCGUGAUCGACCGGUUGGUGACCACUGAGCUAGACCAUGCUGGUCGGCCAGCAAAACCAGUUAGAUCAUGUUGUUCAGAACAGCUUGAACAGCAUCAGACCAGCACUGACCAGCAUGGACCAGAAUAGACCAGCUUGAAAUGUUUUUUUCAGCAGGGAUAAUGGAGCACAGACAUACUAUACCUCCAUAUCCCCUCCUACUUCAUUACUGAUUGAGGGCCAUUACUGAACAUCUGUUUCCCAUCAGAUUGUCAUUGAUGGCAGACCCGGUGAGAGCACAGGCAGCAGUGUGGCCAUCUUUGAGAUACGCAUCAGCUCUGGAUACUGCUUAGGUCAGUGAAUCGCACACAUAUCAUAUACCCAUGGGAUUUGUAAGACUUUGAAAGUGUAUGAUAUCAUGCACAUACGCCCCCCAGCUAGCACAUAACGUUCUAAGAACCAUAUGUUUCUUAGAGCUUGGUGAGAGCGUGGAUGUCCUAUUGCUUUUUUGCAUACAACCUUCCGACAACUUUCUGGGAAUGGUGCAGGAUAGUUGCUUGGCUUUGGAACAUCCUCAUCACAUUUAAGGAACUUGACAAAAAUAUAUAUAUUUAUUGGUAUUUCAUUACUUUAACAGAACGUUUCCUAAAAGUUCAAAUAUGGUUCCAUUUUAUUUAAAUGUUCGUAAUGUUCUAAAAACGUUCUCCAACUGGUUUGACAUUGGGAAUGUUCUCAAAUAGUUCAGAGACUGUUAAGAAACAACAUUCUUCUGUGGGAAUUUCAGUACUUAAGCAGAACGUUACCUACAGGUUUCCUCAUGGUUCUAUUUAAAGUAAUGUUCUUAAAUUGUUCAGAGAACGUUAAGAAAACUUUCCAUAAAAACCACAAGAAAACGUAUACAUUCAGUUCUCAGCAUCAACAAAACUCUUUCUAUCCUCUGUCUUGUUAAGUGUGUUCAGACGUGUUGGCAACACCUGAUCUUAAUGAGUGCUUGUUUCCUUUUAAAUGGGGUCUCUUUAAACAGACUAAAAUGGCAUGCUAACGCCAUCCUGGGGGUGCAGUGGACUAAUUCCAUGGAUAGAGAAAAUAAGAUUAUAGGUUCGAAUUACACUGAUGCAGUGUCACAAUAAAAAAAAUGUUGUUUACAUCCCUGUUAGUGGGAAUUUCUCCUUUGCCAAGAUAAUCCAUCCACCUGACAGGUGUGGCAUAUCAAUAAGCUGAUUAAACACCAUGAUCAUUACACAGGUGCACCUUGUGCUGGGGAUAAUAAUAGGCCACUCUAAAAUGUGCAGUUUUGUCACACAACACAAUGCCACAGAUGUCUCAAGUUUUCAGGGAGCGUGCAAUUGGCAUGGUGACUGCAGGAAUGUCCACCAGAGCUGUUGCCAGAGAAUUUAAUUGUCACGGUUUCGGCCGAGACUGCUCCUCCUCCUGGUUCGGGCAGGCUUCGGCGUUCGCGGUCUGUCUUGUACACCUGUGUCUGUUUGUGUUCUGAUUACGUGUCCUAUAAGUUCCCUGUUUUGUAUUGGUUAGAUUGUGUGUUGUUGUCUGCCUGUAUUUCGGAGCUGCGUGUUGACGCUCUGUUUGUUUGUUUAGUGUUUACGCAUGGUUUACGUAUUCACUCGCCUCUGUUUGUUUCGAGGCCGUGUAUUGUAUUUUUGCACUUUUGACUAGUAAAGUCUGUUGGACGAAGCCUCUGUGUCCUGCGCCUGACUCCUCCACCACAUCCACAUCGGUUCAUCUGACAGAACAACACACCAACCAUGGAGUCAGCAGGAGCAGCUGCGACACCCAAGUCGCUGGAGGAACGGAUCAGCUAUCAGGACACCAUGAUCCGGCAACUUGGGUCCGCCAUGGACGAGGUGUCCAACACUCUGCGCCGGUUGGUUACUGGGGAGGUGCCCACGUCUUCUUACACCAUCCCAUCACCAACGGCCAGUCCUCCUCUCUCAGCACCGGAACCCAGGGGCAUUCGGCUCUCGCUCCCGAGGGCAUAUGACGGUUCUGCAGCCGGGUGUCAGGGGUUCCUCCUGCAGGUGGAACUUUACCUGGCUACCCUACACCCAGCGCCCUCGGGAUACGAGAGCGUCUCCGCCCUCAUCUCCUGUCUAUCCGGCAAGGCGUUGGAGUGGGCCAACGCCGAAUGGAGGGGAAUAGACGCCGCUACCAUCACCUACGCGGAGUUCUCCCGCCGCUUCAGGGCUGUCUUCGAUCACCCACCUGAGGGAAAGGCGGCGGGGGAGCGUCUGUUCCACCUCCGACAGGGGAAGAGGAGCGCACAGGAGUUCGCCCUGGAGUUCCGGACUCUAGCAGCGGAUGCGGGGUGGAAUGAGAGGGCCCUCAUCGACCAUUACCGGUGUAGCCUACGAGAGGACGUUCGUCGUGAGCUGGCCUGCAGGGACACCAACCUAUCCUUCGACCAGUUGGUGGACAUCUCCAUCCGUCUCGACACCCUGCUGGCUACCCGCGGACGUCCCGAGUGGGGGUCGUCCAUUCCACCCUCCAGCACCUCCGAGCCGAUUCCCAUGGAGCUCGGGGGUGCUGGCGCUAGAGAGAGGAGGAGAGAGAACCCGAGGGGGGCCAUCCCCUGCACCAACUGUGGCCGUGGAGGACACACCGCGGCCAGGUGCUGGGGAGGGUCUCCUGGGAGAGGGGACAACAGGUCACGCACUGGGGAGUCAUUUCAGGUGAGUAGGCGCCCCACUUACCCAGAGCUCUCUGUUGGUCACAUGAGUAUUCCUGUGAGAUUUCCACAGGUGGCACCUUAUUCCCAGCAUAAGGCGCUAGUAGAUUCAGGCGCAGCUGGGAAUUUUAUUGAUCGUGCAUUUUAUUAUAGGUUAGGAAUUCCCCUUCGGCCGGUAGAAGCCCCCUUUCCUGUCCACGCCCUAGACAGCCGGCCGUUGGGGUCGGGGCUGAUCAGAGAAGUCACAGCACCACUUAAGAUGACGACGCAGGGGGGUCAUGAGGAGAUCAUUCAGUUUUAUCUGAUUGACUCUCCUGCGUACCCCGUGGUGCUGGGGCUUCCCUGGUUAAGCGCCCAUGAUCCUACCAUUGCGUGGCAACAGAGGGCUCUUAUGGAGUGGUCUGCCCAGUGUGUAGGGAAAUGUCUAGGUGUUUCCUUAGGGGCGACCUCGGUAGAGAGUCCGAACCAAGUGCCCGCAAUGCGCAUUCCCCCUGAGUAUGAGGACUUAGCACUUGUGUUCAGCAAAACGAGGGCAACACGGCUACCACCUCAUAGACAGGGGGACUGUGCGAUAAACCUCCAAACAGGAGCGGCACUUCCGCGGAGCCGUGUGUAUCCCCUGUCUCAAGAGGAGACUGCGGCUAUGGAGACUUACAUAGCCGAGUCCUUGGCACAGGGAUACAUACGGUCCUCCAUUUCCCCGGUUUCCUCGAGUUUCUUCUUUGUGAAGAAGAAGGACGGGGGUUUGUGCCCGUGUAUUGAUUACCGUAGUCUCAAUCAGAUCACGGUUAAGUACAGUUACCCUCUUCCACUGAUUGCGACUAUGACAGAAUCAUUACGCGGAGCGCAGUUCUUCACAAAGUUGGAUCUCAGGAGCGCGUACAAUCUUGUGCGCAUUAGGGAGGGGGAUGUAUGGAAAACAGCAUUUAGCACCACCUCGGGUCAUUACGAGUAUCUCGUCAUGCCAUACGGGUUAAUGAAUGCUCCUUCAGUCUUCCAAUCCUUUGUUGACGAGAUUUUCCGGGACAUGCAUGGGCAGGGUGUGGUAGUGUACAUCGACGACAUCCUAGUGUACUCUUCUACACGAGCCGAGCAUGUAGCCCUGGUGCGCCGAGUGUUGAGAAGACUGUUGGAGCAUGACUUGUAUGUCAAGGCAGAGAAAUGCCUGUUCUUCCAGGAGUCCGUCUCCUUUUUGGGUUAUCGGUUGUCCGCGUCUGGUGUGGAGAUAGAGGUAGACCAUGUGUCGGCCGUGCGUAAUUGGCAAACUCCAACCACUGUAAAAGAGGUGCAGCAGUUCUUGGGUUUUGCUAAUUACUACCGGAGGUUUAUCCGGGGCUUUGGACAGGUUGCAGCUCCCAUUACGUCCCUGCUAAAGGGGGGUCCGGUUCGUUUGCAGUGGUCAGCUGAGGCGGACAGGGCAUUUGUCAAACUGAAGAACCUGUUCACCUCGGCCCCGGUGCUGGCGCAUCCGGAUCCCUCUUUACCAUUCCAAGUAGAGGUAGACGCGUCCGAGACCGGUAUUGGGGCAGUCCUGUCACAACGGUCCGGCACGCCACCUAAGCUCCGCCCCUGUGCGUUCUACUCCAAGAAGCUCAGCUCGGCGGAGCGCAAUUAUGACGUUGGGGACAGGGAGCUGUUAGCUGUAGUCCAGGCCCUAAAGGUGUGGAGGCAUUGGCUUGAGGGGGCUCAACACCCUUUCCUCAUUCUGACUGAUCACCGUAACCUAGAGUACAUCCGGGCAGCUAGGAGAUUGAACCCUCGUCAGGCUAGGUGGAACAUGUUCCUGACCCGGUUUGUUUUUAAGAUCACAUACAUCCCAGGGUCCCAGAACGGUAAGGCAGACGCCCUGUACCGGCGGUAUGACACAGAGGAGAGGGCCAUUGAGCCUACUUCCAUACUGCCGGAGUCUUGUCUGGUGGCUCCGGUGUUAUGGGAGGUCGAUGCGGAAAUCGAGCGGGCACUGCGUACCGACCCUACUCCCCCCGAGUGUCCUGUGGGGCGGACGUACGUUCCGCUCGAGGUUCAUGAUCGUCUUAUUUAUUGGGCUCAUACAUCACCCUCCUCUGGACAUCCAGGUAUUGGCCGGACAGUGCACUGCCUUAGCGUGAAAUACUGGUGGCCAACGUUAGCUAAGGAUGUGAGGGUUUAUGUCUCCUCCUGCUCGGUGUGCGCCCAGUGUAAGGCGCCUAGACAUUUGCCCAGGGGUAAGUUACAUCCCCUGCCCGUUCCACAACGACCAUGGUCCCACCUCUCGGUGGAUUUUGUAACCGACCUACCCCCUUCCCAGGGGAAUACCACCAUUUUGGUCGUUGUGGAUCGGUUCUCCAAGGCCUGUCGUCUCCUCCCAAUGCCGGGUCUCCCUACUGCCCUACAGACCGCCGAGGCCCUAUUUACCCACGUGUUCCGGCACUAUGGGGUCCCCGAGGAUAUUGUGUCUGACCGAGGUCCCCAGUUCACCUCCAGAGUCUGGGGGGCGUUCAUGGAACGCUUGGGGGUCUCGGUGAGCCUUACCUCGGGGUACCACCCAGAGAGCAAUGGGCAGGUUGAACGAGUCAACCAGGAUGUGGGUAGGUUUCUGAGGUCCUAUUGCCGGGACCGGCCGGAGGAGUGGUCUAGGUAUAUCCCCUGGGCAGAGAUGGCCCAGAACUCUCUCCGCCACUCCUCCACCAAUUUAACACCUUUCCAGUGUGUUUUAGGGCAUCAGCCGGUCCUGGCACCGUAGCACCGUGGCACGAGAGCCAGAUCGAGGCCCCUGCGGUGGACGAGUGGAUUCGGUGCUCGGAGGAGGCGUGGGACGCUGCCCAUGUCCAUCUGCAGUGGGCCAUCCGUCAACAAAAGGCGAGCGCCGAUCGCCACCGCAGUGAGGGACCGGUGUACGCACCGGGAGAUCGAGUCUGGCUCUCGACUCGAAACCUGCCCCUCCGCCUGCCCUGCCGGAAGCUGGGUCGGCGGUUUGUGGGGCCCUUUAAAGUCCUGAGAAGAUUGAACGAGGUGUGUUACAGGUUACAACUGCCUAUUGAGUACAAGAAUAUUAACCCCUCGUUCCAUGUGUCUCUUCUCAGGCCGGUGGUAGCUGGCCCACUCCAAUAAGAUGAGAUAGGAGAGACCCCUCCGCCCCCUUUGGACAUCGAGGGGGCCCCGGCGUACAGGGUCCGGACCAUCUUGGACUCGAGGCGCCGGAUGAGUGGUCUCCAGUAUCUCGUGGAGUGGGAGGGGUACGGUCCGGAGGAACGGUGCUGGGUGCCUAGGAGGGACAUCCUAGAUCCAUCCCUCCUGACUGAGUUCCACCGUGGGCAUCCCACGCGCCCGGAUCCGCGUCCUCCUGGCCGUCCCCGAAGCCGGGGUCGGCGCACGUACUGUCACGGUUUCGGCCGAGACUGCUCCUCCUCCUGGUUCGGGCAGGCUUCGGCGUUCGCCGUCCCCGGAGUACUAGCUGCCACCGUUGAAUGUUUCGUGGUGUGAUUGCUUUGGUCUGUCUUGUACACCUGUGUCUGUUUGUGUUCUGAUUACGUGUCCUAUAAGUUCCCUGUUUUGUAUUGGUUAGAUUGUGUGUUGUUGUCUGCCUGUAUUUCGGAGCUGCGUGUUGACGCUCUGUUUGUUUGUUUAGUGUUUACGCAUGGUUUACGUAUUCACUCGCCUCUGUUUGUUUCGAGGCCGUGUAUUGUAUUUUUGCACUUUUGACUAGUAAAGUCUGUGGGACGAAGCCUCUGUGUCCUGCGCCUGACUCCUCCACCACAUCCACAUCGGUUCAUCUGACAUUAAUGUUAAUUUCUCUACCAUAAGCCGCCUCCAAUGUUGUUCUAGAGAAUUUGGCAGUACGUCCAACUGGACUCACAACUGCAGACCAUGUGUAACCACGCCAGCCCAGGACCUCCACAUCUGGCUUCUUCACCUGUGGGAUCGUCUGAGACCAGCCACCCGGACAGCUGAUGAAACUGAGGAGUAUUUCUGUCUAUAAUAAAGCCCUUUUGUGGAUUGGCUGGGCCUGGCUCCCAAGUGGGUGGGCCUAUGCCCUCCCAGGCCCACCCUUGGCUGUACCCCUGCCCAGUCAUGUGAAAUACAUAGAUUAGGGCCUAAUUAAUUUAUUUCAAUUGACUUAUUUCCUUAUAUGAACUGUAACUCAGUAAAAUCGUUGAAAUUGUUGCAUGUUGCAUUUACAUUUUUGUUCAGUAUAGAACCAUUGGGAAACCUGUAGGUAACGUUAUGCUGAAAUACUAAAAUUCCCACAGAAGAAUGUUGUUUCUUAAAGUUUUCUGAACUAUUUGAGAACAUUCCCAGUGUCAAACCAGUUGGAAAACGUUCCUAGAACAUUACCAACAUUUAAAUGAAAUGUAACCAUGUUUGAACUUUUAGGAAAUAUUCUGUUAAAGUAAUGAAUUACCAAGAAAAUUAUGUUUUUUGUAAAGUGCCUUAAAUGUGCUGAGAAUGUUCCAAAGCCAAGUACCUAUCCUGCACCAUUCUCACAAAGUUGUGGGAAGGUUGUAUGCAAAAUAACCAUAAGACAACCAUUCUCUCACCAAGUUCGAAGAAACAUAUGGUACUCAGAACGUUAUGUGCUAGCAGGGAAUGAUACUGUAUGUUAUCUAAUGUAUAUGAAAUGCUAAUGAUAUCACAUGGUGUGGUGGUUUAUUCAUGGUUUACUGUGCUGUUGUCUCCAGAGUGCAACUACGAGGAGUCCCACCUGUGUGGCUACAGAAAUCAGUGGAACACCAAUAUCAACUGGUACAGGAGAGGUGGGGCUGCACGGGACCCUCAGAGUAACCUACCUGAUGACCACACGCGGAGCAACGGAGCAGGUGCAGUCUUAGCAACUCACACAUUUAAAUGCUAGUAGAUGUAUAUCGUAGCUCAACAACAACAAAAAAGCAGAUAGCACAGCCCAACACAGGUCAAUAGCAAAUAACACAGCUAAAACGAAACACAACCAAAACAAAUAACUUAGUACAAUAUCAACAUUCAACAGAACAACAACAUUAUAUAUACUCAGCAAGGGACCCUCUCAACUGACAGCACUGGCCUCCUUCCAAUAGUUCACAAAAGCUCUUUCGUUUUUUUCAUAUGGCAGCAAACUGCCAAUAAAUUGUAGCUUGAGGAAGUACAAUGGACAAGGGAAACUAAAGUUUGUAUCAUCCAUAAUUACUUCAAGUUGAAAAUGAAAGAUGCCAUUGCCUCUUAGGUCACUACAUGUAUGUGGAUUCAGUGUACGCCAAGACAUUCCAGGAGGUAGCCAAACUGGUGUCUCCCUUGACAACGGUGCCAAUGUCGGGCUGCCUGAUCUUCCAGUACCGGCGGGGUGAAGAGCGAGGGAACCUGUUCUCCGUCUACACCAGGGACCAGGCAGGCCAGUACCAAGAUCUGUGGAGAUCUGACCCAGAGGACCAGAACCUUAAUGACUGGACCAAUACAACCUCUGAGUGGAUACCUGUGCAGGUGGACAUCAAGGCCCCGCACCCUCUGCAGGUCAGUGGGGUGCAGAUGUUUUCACAAGGAGUACAAAUUGGAUUUACAUUCUGAUUGAAUACUAAGUACAGUGUAGCUCAGUUGGUAGAGCAUGGCGCUUGCAUCGCCAGGGUUGUGGGUUCAAUUCCCACGGGGGCCAGUAUGGAAAAAAAAAAGUAUGAAAAUGUAUGCACUCACUACUGUAAGUCGCUCUGGAUAAGAGCGUCUGCUAAAUGACGUAAAUGUAAAAUGUACAGUGAGCAGCAUGUCCACUUCUUUGUAUGUGCUGGCCUGAUGUUCUAUGAUUGUAUGUGUACACCUGCUAUCUCCAGGUGGUGUUUGAAGUGGCCUUCAACAGCCCCAGAGGGGGUCAAGUGGCACUCGAUGACAUUACCUUUUCUCCCGAGUUCUGUAGUGCAGAGACAGGUGGGUCUGUGUGUUUGGUCUCUCUCCUCCUGUUUUCAUCAAAUCAAAUCAACGUUUAUUGGUCGCGUACACAGAUUUGCAGAUGUUAUCGCAGGUGCAGUGAAGUGCUUAUGUUUCUUUCUCCAAUAGUGCAAUAAUAUCUAGCAAUACAAUAACAAUACACACAUAAUUCCAAAAGUUAGAACAUCAGAAAUAUGAGAAUGAGCAAUGUCAGAGUCCGGAAUAUCAAUAUAUUUAUAAAUGGUGUGUAUAGACUAUAUGGACAGUAUAUGAAUAGAAAAGGUGUGUACAGCAGUAGUUACAGUAUAUAGGAUUAGCCAUGACUAGAAUACAGUAUAUACAUAUAAAGUUGGUAAAACAGUAUGUAAACAUUGUUAAAGUGACCAGUGUUUAAUGUUUCUAUAUAAACUGAGUGUACAAAGCAUUAUGAACACCUGCUCUUUCCAUGACAGACCAACCAGGUGAAUCCAGGUGAAAGCUACGGCAACUCAAUAUUAGGCUAGUGACAGUGUCUAAGGUGCCGGGCAGAGGACUGGGCAGUGGCCGGCUAGUGAUGGCUGUUCAACAGUCUGAGGCCUGGAAAUAGAAGUAGUUUUUCAGUCUCUCGGUCCUGGCUUUGAUAAACCCGUACUGUCUCCAUCUGCUAGAUGGUAGCAGGGUGAACAGGCCAUGUCUCGGGUGGCUGAGGUCCUUGAUGAUCUUGGCCUUCCUAUGACACCGGGUGCUGUAGAUGUCCUGGAGGGCAGGCAGUAUGUCCCCAGUGAUGCGUUGGACUGGCCGCACCACCCUCUGGAGAGCCAUGCGGUUGUGGGCAGUGCAGUUGCCGUAGCAGGCAGUGAUGCAGCCUGACAGAAUACUCUCGAUGGUGCAUCUGUAGAAGUUUGUGAGGGUCAAGGGGCCAUGCCUAAUUUCUUCAGUCUCCUGAGUUUGAAGAGGCAUUGUUGCGCCUUCUUCACUACUGUGUCGGUGUGGUGGGCCCAUUUCAGGUCCUUCGUGAUGUGUCCAAGUGGGAUAGGGUGGUGUGCAGUGCAGCGGCUAUUGCGUCAUCUGUGGAUCUGUUGGGGUGGUAUGCAAAUUGUAGUGGGUCGAGGGUGUCUGGUAAAGUGGAGAUAAUCUGGUCCUUGAUAAGCCUCUCAAAGCACUUCAUGAUGACAGAAGUGAGUACUACUAGUUCAGUUACCUUCGCUUGCUUGGGUACCAGAACAAUGGUGGAAGAAAGUGGGGACGACAGACUGGGAUAUGGAUAGAUUGAAUAUGUCCAUAAACACUCCAGCCAGCUGGUCUGCGCAUGUUCUGAGGACGCGGCUGGGGAUGCCAUCCGGGCCAGCAGCCUUGCGAGGGUUAACUCGCUUGAAAGUCACAUCGGCCACAGAGAUCUAGAGAUCACAGUCCUCGUGAGCAGAGUGGGCUGCAGUCGGCGGAUCUGUGUUAUUCUCCUCAAACGAGGUGAAGAAGGUGUUCGGCAUAUUUGGGAGUGAGGCGUUGGUGUCAGUGCCGUGGCUGGUUUUCCCUUUAUAAUCCGAUUGUCUGGAGUCCCUGCCACAUACGCCACAUGUCUUAGCCGUUGAAUUGCGACUCCACUUUGUCGCCUCUUUGAUCACCUUACGGAGGUCAUAGCUGGUCUGUUUGUACAUGUCCAUGUUCCCGGUCACUUUGCCGUGGUUAAAUUAAGUGUUUCACACUUUCAGUUUUGUGCGAAUGCUGCCAUCUAUCCACGGUUUUUGGUUUGAAUAUGUUCUGAUCGUCACUGUAGAAACAACAUCCUCUAUGCACUUCCUGAUGACCGAGUCAGUGUAAUCGCCAAUGUUAUUCCCAGAGGCGACCCGGAACAUAUCCCAUGUGAUCACACAGUAGAUUCAGAUUGUCCCUUUCCUCUUCUCCUAACUCUCAUGACUUACAUAGAUUAGUUGAAAGGUAAGAUAGGAGAAAAGCAUGCUAUUAAAGAGUAUUGGGAUGCAGCCUCCUAAUGUCUCCCAUGUGUGCCGCAGAGCCAACCUUUGAUCCCUCCAUUGCCAACUGUGACUUUGAGGGUGGUUUCUGCCGCUACACACAGGAUCAAAAGGAAGGGUCCCCAUGGAAGAGAGUGUCAGUCAAGCCCAACAUUUACAGGACUGGGGACCACACAACAGGGGCAGGUAAGAGAUUAUACGAUUUUGACCACCAAGAGAUGCUAGAGGCGCAAAUAGUGAAUGAGAGAUGGCUUCUCUAUCUUCUCCUGCUGACAAUUUGCACUACAUUACAUUUGGCUUUGGUAAAAACCUGAAGUAUUUCAGGUGUGAGAAAGACACUUAAACAAUGACGUAUUGUGAGACUUGAGACUUGACCAAUGGGUGCAAAGUGAAAAUAUUCCAUGGCAAACCGAUUGACAGGAAACAGAGUUGCGCAAGACGAUAAUAAGAGUUAUUUCUCUCCCCACAGGAUCCUUCCUUCUGGCCCACUCCCGGCUGAAUCCACGUGCUGGCUAUAUUAGCCGCCUGCUCGGGCCUCUUCUGCCCGGCAACAUGAAGUACUGUCUGAGGUUCCACUACUCUCUCCAUGGAUUCAUCCAGACCGACCAGGCUCUCACCGUUUACCUUCAGGAUCAGAGCGGAAUCACACAGGAGAGGAUAUGGACCCAGAACGACAAGUCCAGAGGUGUCUGGAUAGCGACGGAGAUCACCUUCCAGAGUCCACAUGUUGCCAAUGUAAAAUGGCUUAACAUAAUAUUUCCCUUUUUAGUUAGUUGUUGUUUUCAUUCCUCAGUCACAACAACUGAUGUCCUGUGCAUGCCCUUCCUAUAGUGUUUCAUAAUGUUUGUAACUGAAAUCCUUGUGUUUGGGGCUUUGAAGUUUGUUCGGCUUUACAUUGUAUCUUUGACAUUGUUUUUUUUAUUGUCAGUCUUUUGGUUUGAAUCCAGCUUUAUAAGGAGAAGCAGUUAGAUGACAAGGUUUCAUAUGUUUCACAUAGAAUUAAACAAGAUCCUGAAGUCAGUAGUCAGAGAUUCUCCUCAAUGGUUUUUCUUUUUAAACUGCUUUUGCCCUGUUAAAACAUGAAUUAUACCGUAUCACAAUGAAUGAAAUAGAUGUAACUGUCUGCAAAUGUAUUAUGCAGUUACAUUGUCCAGAAGCUAUAUCCUCUGAGAAUGUCUGUUGUUGUUGAUGAUGUCACCCACUCUGCCCCUGCUGUCCAGGUGGUGUUUGUCAGCACAUGUACGAACUUCUGGGACUGUGGGUCAGUUGCUCUGGAUGACAUCAGUGUGAGCCUCGGGGAUUGUGAUCUUACAACAGGUAACUUUACCUUCACGUAUGCCCACAGGAUCUCUGGGAGAUCUCUAGAAGUAGUGCCUCUGUGAUAAACAUAAUGUAGCUCCUUGAGAGUCUUUUUGGGUGUCCAUAUACAGGUCUUCUCCUGUCUGUCCCUGGGCACUGUAACUUUGAGACGGGUCACUGUGGGUACAUUCAGGACAAAGAGGGUGAUAAGGGUGACUGGGUACUGGUGAGAGGGCCUACCCCCACUUCUUACACCGGGCCAAGGGGGGAUCACACCACAGGAGUCGGUGAGUAUCCAACUCCCUCUAGCAUUCACUGAAGGAGUGUAAAUGUGACAUCUCACUGUAGUCUGUUUCCAUGUUAUACCAUGAUAGUUAGAGUUUGACCCUGUGAAACUCUGUUUGUCAGGGUACUACAUGCACAUUGAGGCCUCUAACAUGCUGCCUGGUCAAAAUGCCAGACUAUUCUCCAGUCCUCUGAGGGGGUCCAGGUGUCCUCAGUGCCUGCGUUUCUUCUACCACAUGUACGGCUCGGGCACGGGUGAGCUCAGUAUCCAUCUGCGCAAGGAUGGAAAGGACGAGUUGCUAUGGAAACGCACUGGAGAGCAGAGCAUCACCUGGCUGAGAGCCACUGUGGAAUACCGGAGUGACCAACAGCAUCAGGCAAGUGGUGAAAAACUUCACUACCCAUAAUCCCUUUCCUCCACUGUACAAUAACACCAGAGAUGUAAGAGGAAAGAGACACCCAACUCGUUGUUUUAUUCUGUUUUUUUUCUGGUUCGAUGUAAGUCAAUGAACUAAUUAGCUGUUAUUGCAUUUGUGUCUAUGAGAGACACCCAGUUAAGUAAACUGGAACUGACCUUUUUUUCCAAUGUUAAACUGCCUGAGUGAACUAUACUGAACAAAAAUAUAAACGCAGCAUAUAAAGUGUUGGUCCCAUGUGUCAUGAGUUGAAAUAAACUACCCCAGAAAUGUUCCAUAUGCACAAAAAGCUUAUUUCUCUCCAAUUUUGUGCACAAAUUUGUUUACAUCCCUGUUAGUGAGCAUUUCUUAUUUUAUAUAUGCCAUUUAGAGACGCUUUUUCAUCCUUUUCCAAGAUAAUCCAUCCACCUGACAGGUGUUGCAUAUCAAGAAGCUGAUUACACAGGUGCACCUUUGCUGGGGACAAUAAAAGGCCACUCUAAAAUGUGCAGUUUUGUCACACAACACAAUGCCACAGAUGUCUCAUGUUUUGAGGGAGCGUGCAAUUGGCAUGGUGACUGCAGGAAUGUCCACCCAAGCUGUUGCAGAUAAUGAAAUGUUAAUUUCUCUACCAUAAGCCGCCUCCAACGUCGUUUUAGAGAAUUUGGCAGUAUGUCCAACCAGCCUCACAACCGCAGACCACGUGUAACCACGCCAGCCCAGGACCUCCACAUCCGGCUUCUUCACCUGUGGGAUCGUCUGAAACCAACCACCCGGACAGCUGAUGAAACUGAGGAAUAUUUCUGUCUGUAAUAAAGGCCUUUUGUGGGGAAAACCUCAUUCUGAUUGGCUGGGCAUGGCUCCCCAGUGGGUGGGCCUAUGCCCUCCCAGGCCCACCCAUGGCUGCGCCCCUGCUCAGUCAUGUGAAAUCCAUAGAUUAGGGCCUAAUUUAUUUAUUUAAAUUGACUGAUUUCUUUAUAUGAACUGUAACUCAGUAAAAUCGUUGAAAUUGUUGAUUGUUGCAUUUAUAUUUUUGUUCAGUAUAUAUUCAUUUAUUCACCAUCUUUUCUUUGAUAACACCACCUCCAAAUUACAAAACGAUAUUCAGGCAAAGAUUUGAAGAAUUACACUCACUACUACUGCACCCAGUCUUAUUCACAACAUGUGCUCAGGCCAAAUACUUUUUUACUGAGUCAUCACUUGUUGUUCUUUUUCUCCUAUUGUUCUAGAUUGUAUUUGAGGCCAUCAGGGGUUCCUCAAUAAGAAGUGAUAUAGCCAUUGACAACAUUGUGUUUGAAAGUGGACCGUGCCCAGGUAUUGUAUCUGUUGCCCUAUAAGGGUCAUACAACCUCUCCAAAAAUUGAUUGUUUUGAAUUGUUUUGCUUUUAUGUAGUCUUGCAUAACCUUGUCCCCAGGCUCAGUUCGAGAUCCGGCUUGGGAUUAGAUUGUGUCUUUCAUGCAACUCAUUACUCCUGUUGGUUUUCUUUUUUGUCCACAGAUAUUGAAGUAAAAAUGACCCAUUCCUCUGGAAACUCAAAUGAUAUUGAGUGAAGGAGCAGCAGAGGGGAAUAGUGCUGAAUAGGAUGCAUGAAUCAGUUGAGUUGAAACUUGCACAUGUGGACAAAAAUGUCCCCAAAUACAUGUUAUUUUAUUACAUUUUACAGACGCUCUUA